Molecule: messenger RNA, 572 nt
Organism: Monopterus albus (swamp eel)
Lineage: Eukaryota; Metazoa; Chordata; Actinopteri; Synbranchiformes; Synbranchidae
Gene: atp5pf
Product: ATP synthase peripheral stalk subunit F6
Exons: 4
Coding region: 102-425 (107 amino acids)
Biological process (GO): proton motive force-driven ATP synthesis
Cellular component (GO): proton-transporting ATP synthase complex
Molecular function (GO): proton transmembrane transporter activity
Source: RefSeq, a predicted model, not a curated record
UUUUGUCCCUUCUCCCUUCCACUCCCCUUUGGUUAUCAUAUUCCCAUAAUCCACCCCGGCUCUGUGAAUUUAGAGUUUGUGCUCUGAGUGUCACAUCCAAGAUGGCACUUCACCGGUUAUUCCACCUGUCCUCCGUGCUGCGCUCCGCUGUGAGCCUGACCCUGCGCAGGAACAUCGGCAUCUCUGCCGUUGUCUUCAACCGGGCCAAGGAACUCGAUCCCGUCCAGAAACUAUUCCUGGACAAGAUCCGCGAAUACAACACCAAGAGCAAGGCUUCCGGUGGCGUUGUGGACGCAGGGCCCGCUUACCAGAAGGAUGUGUCUGAUGAGGUUAACAAACUACAGAGGCUAUACGGCGGAGGAGACCUUAACGGGUUCCCUGACUUAAAAUUUUCAGAGCCCAAUUUUGAAGAAGUGGCCAAGUGAAUGCUGUCCCAGCUCUUUAUCACCUGCAUGUCACACGUCUGUUGUAUUUAAUAAAAAGAUAGUAGACUGAUCUAUGACACACUGGUUAACAGUUGAAUGAUUCUGGUUGUUACCACACUGUCAAUAAACAUAAGCUACUUGAGAUGA